Molecule: messenger RNA, 1030 nt
Organism: Juglans microcarpa x Juglans regia
Lineage: Eukaryota; Viridiplantae; Streptophyta; Magnoliopsida; Fagales; Juglandaceae
Product: LIM domain-containing protein PLIM2b-like
Exons: 5
Coding region: 240-884 (214 amino acids)
Biological process (GO): actin filament bundle assembly
Cellular component (GO): plasma membrane; actin cytoskeleton
Molecular function (GO): actin filament binding
Source: RefSeq, a predicted model, not a curated record
AUCUCCAAUCACUUAUCCACCAUUCACUAACACCAUAACAAUCUGAUAUAAACAAAGUGUUGUUUAAACAAAUCAAUGACUUUGUUCACUUUGUCUGAGGUAUUUACUUGGGUUUCUUUCUUGUGAAGUUUCCCUUUCAUCCUCAGACAACCUGAACUAAUAUAGCAAAAGAGCUUUCCCAAGGUUGAGGUCUUGCCUGAAAGGGAAAAGCAUAAACAGAAAACAAAAAACAAAAACAAAUGGCAUUCACAGGAACUCUGGAUAAAUGCAAGGCUUGUGAAAAGACUGUCUAUGUGGUUGAUUUGAUUUCUCUUGAAGGAUUUCCAUACCAUAAAUCCUGCUUCAAAUGCAGCCACUGCAAAGGAUUUCUUUCGAUGAGCAGCUACUCUUCCAUGGAUGGCGUCCUGUACUGCAAGCCUCAUUUUGAGCAACUUUUCAAGGAAUCAGGCAAUUUCAGCAAGAAUUUUCAAACAUCAAAAUCUUCUGAGAGGCAAGGCGAGCAGCUGACAAGGGCUCCAAGCAAGCUCUCUUCCUUGUUUUGUGGAACACAAGACAAAUGUGCAACUUGCUCGAAAACGGUGUAUCCUCUAGAAAAGGUGACACUGGAAGGAGAAUGCUACCACAAGACAUGCUUUAGGUGUGCUCAUGGAGGGUGUCCUUUGACACAUUCUUCAUAUGCUGCUCUUGAUGGAGUUCUCUACUGCAAGCAUCAUUUCUCUCGACUCUUCAUGGAAAAAGGAAAUUAUAACCACGUUUUGCAAGCAACCUCACAUAAGAAGAAUGAUCAGCUGACUCCGACGCUGCCGCCUGAAGCAGCGGAUCCAGCGCCAAAGCCAGAAGAAGAACUCGAGGACAAUAGUACUACUACACAAGAGCAAUCCUAGAAUACACUUUGAAUUAUAUUAUUAUGGUUAAAACAUGGGUGCAUGUAUACCCUUUUUGCAUUAAUUCUUGAAACAAUUAUAUGCCAACUUAAACUUUGUUCGCAGAAUAUAAUUUCGAGAUUCAAAGCUGAUUUCAAAAGUUAUAA